GAAACUCUCCCAUGAUUUGUUAUCUUCCCUCAAUCACAUGUAAACUCUUAACAAAGUGUCUGUUUGUCUUACUUACAACCUUUCUAAUUGCAAACAAAAAUGGAUCUGUGAUAUUUGGGCGACAAUCGGGGGUUCAAAAGCCGUCGUGGGAUUUCUUCACUUGUCUUCUUUCAUACACGGCUUUUCAAUCACUCUCCAUCCGUUUUUCCUUCUCAUCUCAGACAGAUUCAUGAACCAAACUGAGAGGGAAAUCUUCUCGAGAUCCGUCGGAUUAGAAACAGAAGAAGGGAUUGUGAGAGGAGCGAUUUCAGUCAGGAAUCCAUUGCACUCAGAUGGUUCAGGGACGCGCAUAUGAUAGCACACGAUCCAACAAUGUCGCCCUCCAAGACCACCUCGGGCUACCGAUUCCGUUUUGAGGACAUCUACGGUUGGAUCAUCGUGGUGGUGGCCUUUUUCUGCAUUUGUAUACCCGAUGGAAUCCUGGUAGCCUUCGGUGGAUUCGUCAAUCCUUUGGCCAAGGAGUUCCAAGUGAAUCCAACCACGAUCUCCUUGGCCGCUAGCAUCAUGAAUGGUGUCAAAUCCCUGUUCGGAUUAGUGGUCAGCACUCUAAUGGACAAGUACGGUUACCGAAUCAUUGGGAUCACCGGAGGAUUGAUUCUAGCGGGCAGCUUAUUGGUGUGCGCAUUUUCCUCUCACGUCCUGAUGUUGGUGAUUUUUUUCGGGGUAUUCGGUGGAAUUGGAGGCGCCAUGGUCUUUCUUCCACCCAUCAUCUUGAUUGGUCAGUAUUUCAAAAAACGUCGAGCCUUGGCUACCACAAUCGCUCGGGUCGGCUCGCCCUUGGGAGGAUUCAUCCUUGUCCCAUUGUGCAACAUCCUUCAAGAUCUGUAUGGUUGGCGGAAAGCGUUUCUCGGACUAGUGGGUAUCUCCUUGAUUUGUCCCGUUCUUUGUGGCUUGCUUAAAAUGGCCAAUCAUUUGGAUCUAGAACCUGUGCCUAACUUGGCGAGGAGGAAAAGCUUUUACAUCGGGGUCCCAUUGAAGAGCUUGUCCGCGAACUCGUCCGAGGCAUGUUCACGAGAUCCCCGGAGUAUGGAGAUGUCAAUCUGGAGACAUGAAUUGGCUCCGGUGGCUUCUACUGACAAAACCAGCUCUUCAGAACCAGCUACAAAUGCAGAGGAUCAAUGCCAACGAGAAACGUCGUUCAAAGCUGAAGUUGAAGAAAGCCAAUCAAAUCCGGUAGACACAUAUUCUCUAUCCAGCUCAUGCAAUACCCCAGGGACCGAGCUUAAGAUUCGGCCAAAGAUUGUAAUCGUGCCUCCUUUCGAAGAAACCAUGCUCUCUGCCCAUAUAGGAUUCGAACAAUCCACGGACGAUCAAGGCAGCAAUAGGAGCCGAGUUAGCCUCGAAGGAUCAUCACUUUCGGACCCAUCGUCAUCCCCGUUCUAUAACGUCAAUCAGAUCCUUCUGGCUCAUCUAGAAAUGCUAGCCAAACGUAAGCCCACGCGUUGGGAUCGCUUUUGCAUGGCCUUCUCGUUGGACCUGUUCCGAAACCCCGUAUUCAGUUUCUUUUGUCUGGCCAAUGCCUUGGGCAAUGCCUCGGGUUUUAUCCCUUUCGUGUACCUGCAAGGCUACAUGUCCGAGAUCGACAUUUCUAACACGCUCUGUGGAAUGGUCAUAGCUCUAAUGCAACUAUCCAAUGCUUUGGGUCGACUACCCUUGGGCGUGGUAGCCGAUCUACCCACUGUCAGCCCUAUACUCAUUACCAUGCUCCUGUGGAUCCUAUCAGGAAUCACUGUCACAAUGUUCACGUUACUGAAUCGUGUUGAAUUGUUCGUCAUCUGCGGCAUUUUAUAUGGGUUAGGCAACACCGCCCUCUCCAUCCAAAGCGUGGUUUUGUUGGACAUCCUCGAGGAAAUGAACCGUCUACCGGAUGCUUUUGGGCUGCUGCUAUUCUUGGAAGGUGUAACCAAGACCAUUCUCCCGCCCCUUUCUGGUUACUGCGCGUCUUUCUUCAGCUGUCCCGAACUGGUUUUUUACUGGAGUGCUGUUGGGUUUGCCCUGUCGGCCUCUUCAUGUUUUACCGCCCAUGUUUUGGCCAAGCAGGAAAAGAAUGAGCCAGGAGGAAGAGUCACUUUUGUUUAAUGAAAGUAGGAUAGUGAACGAUUUUGAGUCAAAUCUAUGCAGUUUUGAAUAAACGUGUACGUGUCUAUUCCAAAGCACAACCUUUCGAAUGCUGGUUAGGCUGCCAGGCUGGGACGAAAACAUGCAUGGAUACCGGGUCAAGCAUUCGCUUUCCGUCUCGUUAUUUUUGGUUCAAUGUCAGGCUAACCUCUUGACGUUAUUUGCCUACAGUAUGAGUUCUUGCAUUGACACCAAAAUGGGUCCAUCUGAGGUCAGUGUCAAAGGCGGUUAGAAAUUGCCAACAACCCUGGCUUGAUUUGAGGGUUGGGCAAACCUUGGGUCCUUUGGCUUUUUGCUCCUUGCUGGCUUAUUCUUGAUCUUCUACUGAUCAAACGGUA
Messenger RNA from Tigriopus californicus, 2516 nucleotides. RefSeq lists its product as uncharacterized. The record is from RefSeq and is a predicted model, not a curated record. NCBI's taxonomy places the organism in Eukaryota, Metazoa, Arthropoda, Copepoda, Harpacticoida, Harpacticidae. Gene Ontology annotation, molecular function: monocarboxylic acid transmembrane transporter activity. Gene Ontology annotation, biological process: monocarboxylic acid transport; transmembrane transport. The coding region runs from base 352 to 2139 and encodes 595 amino acids. The transcript has a single exon.